AUGUCGUCGACUAUUAAGAAGGUCAUUGUCGUCGGAGCGGGUGGCCAUCUCGGACCACACAUCGUCUCUGCUUUCGAUUCCGAUCCUCGGUUUGAAAUCUGCAUUCUGAGCCGUCAUUCAUCAAAGUCCACAUUCCCGCCUCAUAUCCCAGUCCACCGCGUCAGUGACAACUAUGACGAAACCGAGCUUGUCAAGAUUUGUACCGGUCAGGAUGCAAUCAUCUGCACGAUCGCCAUGCAAGCCAUACACCAGCAAAAGGCUUUAAUAAAUGCAGCUGUCAAAGCCGGCGUGAAACAUUUUGUGCCGUCCGAGUUUGGCCACGACACGCGGAACGACCAGGCGGCUGAGAUGCUCCCGCAGUUCUACGCGGCAAAAAGGCAGAUAGUGGCGUACUUGAAGAGCAAGGAGGGGGAUGGGCUUUGUUGGACGGCGUUCGUGACGGGGCCGUUCUUCGAGAUAGCCGUCUCCAAUUUCCUCGGAUUCGACAUGGAAAAAAGGCACGCUACCAUCCUCGACCAUGGCACGAAUUGUUGGUCGGCGACAACUCGCAGCACUGUAGGUCUUGCGGUAAAGAAUGCAAUGCUGAGUCCGGAAAGCGUGGCCAACAAGUACUUGUUUAUCGAGUCAUUCAAUGUCUCGCAGAGGGACACUCUCGCUGCUUUGGAAGAUCUGACAGCAGCAAAGUGGAACGUAACCUACCACGAUGCGGAGGAGGAAAAACGGCUGGCCUUGGAAAAGCUGGCCAAGGGAAACUAUAGCGCAAUCCCUGUGCUCAUGCGAUACAUAACGUGUGUCAAGGGGUAUGGUGGGAACUAUAUGGACACUGACGAGAGCGCGAAUAAGCUGCUGUCGUUGCCAACAGAAAGCCUACAUGAGGCUCUGGCCGGGUUGGCAAGACAAGAUUAA
Aspergillus lentulus is the source of this 906-nucleotide messenger RNA. RefSeq names its product isoflavone reductase family protein. Lineage: Eukaryota; Fungi; Ascomycota; Eurotiomycetes; Eurotiales; Aspergillaceae. The record is from RefSeq and is a predicted model, not a curated record. Gene Ontology annotation, molecular function: oxidoreductase activity.